Messenger RNA from Acanthosepion pharaonis, 4683 nucleotides. The record is from the annotation of a GenBank genome assembly. Lineage: Eukaryota; Metazoa; Mollusca; Cephalopoda; Sepiida; Sepiidae.
AUGGCAGAAACAAUGAAGUUUGGUCCUGAAUGGCUGCGUGAGGGAACCAAUGUGGCUACUCCGCCCUCCUCUCCUGGUUUUGGGAAAUUUAAGCUAGCAGAACAUCGUUAUGGCCGAGAAGAGAUGUUGGCACUGUUUGUGCCUUCAUGCAAAGUACCUGAGGAUUUAAAACAAUACCCCUUGAUCAUGGUGGACAAGGCUCAAGACCCCUUAGCUUACAUACCACUUACGGAAGAGGAACAGCGGAUAAUGGCGCAGUCGGUGAACAGUUGUGCUGUUCUUCGAAUGUCUGGGAGAGGAGGAGGCGGUGGCAGCGGCAGGGGAGGCAGAGGUGGAGGGGAAAGAGGUCGAGGGAGAGGUAGAGGUCGUGCAGAAGGUUUUGGUCAACGGCCAUCAUAUGAUGACGGCGAGACUAGCAGUUUCACUCGGAACCGAAGUCGAGAAAAUUGGGAAGAAAGUAGGCGAUAUGAAAGAAGUUUUUCUGCUCGGAGCUUUGAAGAUGGGGCCCAUCCUAGCAAAGAAUAUUCCCGUUCAUUUAGUAAUGAGAACUGGCGGGAUAAAAAAUCAGCAGAUGAUGAUGAUGAAGGAGAUUGGAGAAAAGCCGGUUCUCGAGAAAGAUGGGUCAUGCCUUUGGUUACCGAAGACGACGACGAAGGAGAUUGGAGGAAGAUGGGGCCACGUUGGGGUCAUCAGAGGUGGAGGCUCUUGGAGAGCGAUCGCAGUAAAAGCUCAACAGGCAAUGUCUUCUUCAAAGACCGACAACAUACUUUUGACAGAGACCGUGACAGACAAAGAAGCUUUCAGCGCAGCCGAAGUACAGAAAUGUGGGAAGAAGGAGACAUGCCUGAAUGGAGUGUCAGCAAUGAAGAUGAUUAUAAUGAAACAGGAACUUUUGAUUCCAAUGGGAUAUUUGUUUCCAACAAGGAACCAAUGAAAUCUGGCCAACUGAGGCAUCACGGGAGAGAGAAAAAAGAAAUUGCACCUAAUCUUGAUGAAAAUUGGGAAGAAGUGGUUGAUGAAAAGGAACAGAUAGAAUCAAAAACAAGUGAAGGAGACAGUGCCCACCAAGAAGGUCCUCCAUAUGGACAAACAGCAAAUGAACUUGGGGAAGAUGAAGAACAAAGGGCAGUGGAAGUAAAGCAGUUGCGAACGAGUCCAGUUGUAAAUAGUGUACAGAAGUCCCCUCAUAAAGUGGUCCAUCCUGUUGGCCAGGUCAGUUCAUGUUCCCCACCUGAGCCUCCAAUUUGCAGGCAGGAGAAAGAAACUGUGGCCAGUGUACCUCCCAACCUGGCCCCAAACUGUCCGAUGAUGACCUCAGAAUCACUUUUAUCCUCACCUCACAGAGAGGUCCUCUCAACAGAUGGUGAUGACAACAGCAACAACAACAAUAAUUCUGGUGCUAUUUCAGAUGAAGAUACCCUGGACAGGCUCAAGAAAACGGCAGAAAAUAUUGUUGCUGAUGUCACAGAAGAAGAUGAAGAACCAAAGAAAAUAUCAGAUAGUCCAGUGAAAGCGCCUGAAGAUGAAUGGUAUUACAGAGACCCUCAGGGAGACCAGCAAGGACCAUUUUCUGCUGAAGAAAUGUCAGAAUGGUUCUCAGUUGGUUAUUUUGCUAUGAAGCUCAUGGUUAAAAGAGGCUGUGAUGAUUAUUAUCAACCUUUAGGUGAUCUGAUCAAAAGAUGUGGAAGGGUGCCAUUUCUUUCUGGGCCUCCAAUCCCACCUUUUAAACUUAAUCCAGUCAGCAGUGUAAGCCCAAACUCUGAAUUGGACUUACAGGCAGAUGCAGGAGUCUCCGUCUCAUUAUCGUCUCCGUCACCUGCUCCAUCACUUCCAGUAGUUACAAGUGGGAUCUCCUCCACUGCAGGUGUUCCUAGCCAAACCCCUAUAUUGCCCACAUUAGCCAGCAUGGCUCCUCCAACACCUCAGGUUCCUACUCAGCCACCUGGACAAACUGCAGUUUCACCUCAGGAUCAAAUGGCCCUUCUGCAUCAUUUCAUGCUGCAGCAGCAGCAACAGCACCUGCAUCUGUUCCAACAACAGUGGAUAAGACAUCUGCAACUGCAAAUGGUUCAACAGAUGCAGCAGCAGCAACAGCAACAACAACCUGUUCCUCCACCUCCAUUACAGCAUCUGGAUCUUAAUGACCCUACCAUUGCCAACAAAAUUAUUUCACUUCAAGAUCAACAGGUGUUGAUGCAAAUGCUAAAGCCACAACCAAUCCUUUUACCUGGUCAGCAACCUCCACACCUGCCCCAACAACCUUCCCAGCAACCACCAGGUACCCCCCAGCCAGAACCAACUACCCAGCCGCCACCAUUCCAUCGCUCUUUCUCUCAGCCAGCUGAAACUACAGAUACAGAAGAGACAUCAAUUUGGGGCAAUCCUGCCAACCCAGACAAUUGGUCACAACCAACAAGUGUCUGGGAUCUUGCUCCCUCUGGGCCUCCAGCAGGCUUACCCCUUCCCAGUGAACUUCCUCCAGGGAAAGUCAUCAAUGUCCAGGAACAUGAAGAGAUGGAGCGCAAAGAGCAGGAGGAGAAAGAGAGGAAGGAGGAGGAACUACGGCGACAAGAGGAACAAUUGAGGCGAGAAAAGGAAGAAUUUGAACGAGAGAAAGAAGAAAUUCGAAGACAGAAAGAAGAAUUAGAAAUGAAGCAGAAACUGGAAUUGCAGAAACUUGAAGAAGUUCGAAGACAGGAGGAGGAACGACAGCGGCUUGAAGAAGAGCGUAUUAGGGCAGAAGAAAAACAGAAACAGGAAUUGAGGCGGCAAGAAGAAUUGCGCCGACAGGAAGAAUUGAGGCAGCAAGAAGAAUUGCGCCGACAGGAAAAAUUGAGGCAGCAAGAAGAAUUGCGCAGACAGGAGGAAUUAAGACAGCAAGAAUUGAGACAGCAAGAAGAAUUACGCAGACAGGAAGAAUUGAGACGGCAAGAAGAAUUAAAGAAACAAGAAGAAAUGAGACGGCAGGAGGAACUGAGGAGGCAAGAUGAAUUGAGGCGACAGAAGGAAUUGAGAAUUCAAGAGGAAUUGAGAUUGGAGGCUUUAAAACUUGAACAAGAACUUGAAAAACAAAGACUUUUGGAACAUCAGAGACAACAGCAGCAGCAAGAGGAGGCUGAGAGACAACUUGAAUUGAAACGGCAACAGGAACUACAGCAGCUCCUAGAAUUGGAAAAACAAGAUCAAUUGCGCAAACAGGAGCAGCAGCGCCAGCAGGAACAGCAACGGAAGCAGCAGCAGGAACAGCAGCGGAAACAGCAGGAACAGCAACGUAAGCAGCAGCAGCAGGAACAGCAGCGGAAACAGCAGGAACAGCAGCGAAAGCAAGAACAAGAAGCCCGCCAGCAGCAGCAGCAAGAAGCUUUGCGUAAAGUCAAGCAACAACAGAAAGAACAAUUGGCCAAAAUUCAACUUCCUGCUGGUGCCAACUGGGCCAAGAACAAUUCUGCUGCUGCCCAAGCAGUUUCACUUGCUGAAAUCCAACAAGAAGAGGAGGUAGAAAGAAAGAAAGAAGAGUGCCAACGCAAAGCUGAAGCACAGCAGUUGCUUCUACAGCAGCAACAGCAGCAGCAACAGCAGCAGCAGCAGCAGCAGCUUCUACUGCAACAGCAACAGCAGCAGGCAGCCAAUCCAGCUGCACAACAAGCCAAAAUCUGGGCAAAUAAUAAGAUUGCUGCCUCAAAAUCAGCUGCUAAAUCCUUGCUUGAAAUCCAGCAAGAACAAGCCAAGCAAUUAGAAGAGGAGAAAAAGAAAAAAACCAAUACACAACCUCAGCAAACUGCUAAAGUGUCUCUGCCACUGUCAGCUAUUGCCGUGUGGGGUCGUACUUCCCCUGUAUUAUCAACAUCUCCUACCUCAGGCUGGGGCUGUGACUAUCCUUGGCAAGCUCAGGGAGGCAGCAAAUCAAAUACAAGUUCUAUGUGGGAAGUUCAGAAAAAUAAUAAAAAGCAAGCCACCUCUCCCACUAAGAACACCACGACACUUGAUUCUAACAGCUUCCCAAGUUUGACUGCUACUUUGUCUCAAAACACGAAAUCCAAAUCAUCCAAGAACAAACACAACACGGAUGGUGUGCUGAAGUUGUUUCAGUCAUCAAAUUCAAAUGACGAUUUUAUUCAUUGGUCAGAAUCUAUGCUUAAGAAUAUUCACGUCUCUGUUGAUGUUCCAACCUUUGUGGCCUUUCUCCAAGAUGUUGAUUCCCAGCAAGAGGUUCGGGAAUAUGUGCGUUCUUAUUUGGGGGAGAGUAAAAUUGCUGCUGAAUUUGCUCGUCAAUUUUGGGAAAAACGAAAUGCAUUGAAGAAAAGUGGUCAACAAGCCAAGCAAACAGCCAACAAGAAAAGUCAACCACCACAAGAAGAGGAAAGUAUUUGGGGUCCUGUGCGUAACAAUGCCAGUGAUACAAACUGUCGCAACAAUGCAAAUGAUUCCAGCCCAGCCAAUAAACAGGAUCAGAUAUCAUCUGGCAGUAACAACAACAACAAUAAUAACACCAAUAAUAAUAGCAGCAGCAACACUGAAAAGAGCAGCAGCAGCGGCGGAGGGGGCAGCAGCAGCAGCAAGGGCAGCAAGAAAAAGAAGCGAAUGCAAAAGCUGGACACAAGUGUGCUGGGCUUUACCGUCCAUGCUGCCUCAGACAGGUUCAAUGUUGGAUCUAUUGAUUCGGUCACCACUUUGAACAAAUGA